GGAGCAAGAAAAAAAUGAAAUGGAAAAAAAGAGGGAGCCGACGAAUGAAGAAGCGAGCGUGACGUCGCCGCCGCGUCGCAUCGCCAUCGCACGCGCCUCCUCCGCCUCCGACUCCAUCUCGUUCCCCUGCAGCGCAAGUCCACCACCAAGUCCAAGAGCGCGGCGCCCCCGCCCCGCCCUCCCCCCAAAUCUCAACCCCGCCCCCCGCCCCAGAUCCAAACAAACCCUAAUUCCGCCAUGGCUGCAGACUUCGACGACACCACCGAGGACUUCUUCGACAACCUAGUCAAUUCCGACGACGACGGCGACGAGGAUCGCCCUCGCCUAGCCGCGGCCGAGGCCUCCACGGGGGACCUCGCCGCACUCACCCUGGACGACCAAUCCGACGCGGGCCCACCCGACCGCAAGCCCGAUGAUCAACCCGUGCCGGCGCCACUGGUGGAGGAGCCGGAGCAUCACCCCGCGCCGCCGAAUCCCGACCCUCAUACGGAGCCGGUGGCGGAGGCGGAACCUGCCGUCGCGCCACCUGGGGCCGCGGCUGACCAGCCUGCCGUCGCACUGCCUGGGGCUGCGGCCGACGAGCCGUCCCCAGCGCCGGACAAGGGCGUCCACGCCGCCCCCGCCCUCAAGCAGGUGCAGUGGAACGAUUUCGGUGCCACCACCGGGGCCGCUGGGGCAGAUCCGUUCGGGGACCUCCAGCCAGGUGGAGCGGAGGACGCCUUCUUCGGGGGUACUGCAGACGGGGAUCAGGGCGGCCAGGAAUCACUUCUAGGGGCCAGCAAUGCCAGUGCACCAGAUCACAGCUUCUCCGCCGGAGCGGAUAACAAUGCCACCGCCACUGAUGGGCAGUCGGAUUAUAGCUCCUAUGGGGGAACGGACGAUAACAAUGCGAAUUCCCAGUUCAACUCCACCACAGGUGCUGUGGUAUAUGGCGAUCAAAACACCAACUUUCAGUUGGAAUCCGCUGACCCCAGAUAUCUUGAGAGCCUCUACCCUGGGUGGAAGUACGACGGCGCCACACAGCAGUGGUAUCAGGUAGACACUCUCAGUGCACAACGUAUUACUGCUGAAACAACCAGUGCUGCGGCAGUCCUUGGGAGAUCCACGGAGAUAACUCCUCAACCCAAGCCUGUGGCUGAGGCUGAUGAUCAGCCUGCGCCGGCGCCACAUAAGGAGGAUGUGGAGCAUGAGCCCAUGCUGGCGCAUCCACAAGUGGAGUCUGUGGGUGACCACGCAUCACUUCGAGGUACCACCAAUGCCGGUGCGCCAUAUCACAGCUUCUAUGGUGGGAUGGAUAGCAAUGCCAGUUCCCAGUCUGAAUCAACCACAGUUGCUGCGGGAUAUGGGGGUUACAGCACUGUUGCGCAAUUGGAAUCCGCUGACCCCAGAUACCUAGAGAGCCUCUAUCCUGGAUGGAAGUAUGAUGACGCCACACAGCAGUGGUAUCAGGUAGACACUGUCAGCGCACAUCAUAUUACUGGUGAAGCUACCAGUGCUGUGGCAGUUGUUGGGAGUGAUAAUGUUCAGCAGCAGCAGCAGCAAAACAAUUCACAUGCAGAAGCUGGACAUGAACCCACGGAAGCGACUUCUGAGCCGAAGCCUGAGUUUGAGCCUUCGGCAGCGCCUUCUGAGACUGAGGCUGAUAAUGAACCUUCGGUGGCGCCACAUAAGGAUGAGGUGGAGAAUGAUCCCACACGGGCGUAUCCACACGCGGAGCCUGUGGUGGUGCAUCAUCCUGAGGCUGAUAAUGAGGCAGUUGAGGCGGGGUCUGCGGUGCUGAAUCCUGAUACCAAGGCUGUCACGGCGCCAGAGAGGUGUGGGUCCCUGGGGUCGGAGAAGGGCAUCCACACCGCCAUCAAGCAGGUGCAGUGGAACGACUUUGGUGCCAACACCAGUGCUGGCGGAGCAGAUCCGUUUGGGGACCUCCUGCCAGAUGGAGCAGAGGACGACUUCUUUGGGGCUACUGUGCCUGGCGAUCAGGGCGUCCAAGCAUCCAUGGUAGGUACCAACAAUGUUACCACACUAGAUCACAGCUUCUCUGCAGGAGUGGAUAACAAUGCCGCCAUUAGUGCUGGAGUGGUGGGUUACAGCUUCUCAGGGGGAGUGGAUAACAAUGCCAAUACCAACUUCGAUUUCAGUGCAAGUGCUGCGGGAUACGGUGUUCAGAGCACCAAUGCACAAUUGGACUCCACUGAUCCCAAAUAUCUCGAGAGCCUCUACCCUGGAUGGAAGUACGAUGCGGCUACGCAACAGUGGUAUCAGGUUGAUACUCUCGGUGCACAGAGUUAUGCUGCUGAUAAUACUGGUGCUGUGGCAGUCCUUGGGAGUGAUAAUGUUCAGCAACAUCAGCAGCAAUUUAGUGCUUCGUACCUGCAAAAUGCUUCGCAUGCAGCACUUGAGACCAUUGCAGAGGAGAGCAGUGCCAAUGCCGCGAGCUGGGGCCAGUCUGGGAUCAGUGCUGCGCCUGUAGAAUACCCACCGAACAUGUUAUUCUAUGCAGAAUACCCAGGGUGGUACUUUGAUACCAACACUCAGCAGUGGCAAUCACUCGAGUCGUACCAACAAAGUGUUGCGCAAGCUGCAACUUCUCCAGCAGCCUCAGAUGGGUUCACAGGGGCAGGUCAUACUGUAGCUCAGUACACUGAAGAUUCUUAUGCAAGUAGCUUCAGCCAGCAGAGCCAGUGGCAACCGGAUUCAUUGGCUAACACCAUGCUGCCUGAUGUUUUGGGAGGUAAUAGUUUGUUGGGUAGUUCCUUUAGUUCCAAUCAGCAGGCUGAGAAUCAGAUUGGGCGGCAGGUCAUUGCUGAGUCAUUGCAGUCGUCUAUAAAUUACAAGCCUCAUGCAGACACAUUUGUGCCUUCUACAGGCCAACACACUGGUAGUGAGGGCAAUCAUGCUAGUUAUGAGGGGUUCAAAGGGAACCAUAGUUGGUACAAGGGUUCUGAGCAUUCUAAUAGUCAGGAGGUUGGGUACAAAGGGUUUGCAUCUUCAACAGGUUUCCAGACUGGUCACAAGGAAUCACAGCCUCCUAAAGAUCACCAGGCUGGCCACAUGGCAUAUGAACCUUCAACAAGAGUUGGGUAUGGUAAUUCAAAUGGUCCACAAGACUUUGUUCCAAAAGAGAGCAUGUACAUGACACAAACGCAUGAUGUCUCCUCUGCACAUACAUAUGUGCCCAACAACUAUUGGGGCACUCAGACCGCAAUGGACUUUGCUCAGCAGCAACUGAUUGGUGCAAAUGGUCCAUCCCAACAGUUUGGUUUCUCGCCACAUGAGCAGAGAUCAUCAGCUGGACGCCCACCACAUGCUGUGGUCACCUUUGGAUUUGGGGGGAAGCUAGUAGUUUUGAAUGAAAGCAGCUCCAUGUCCACAAACUUUGACAGCGGAAAUCAGGACAAUUCUGGUCGCACGGUGUCAGUUCUUAAUAUUCCAGAAAUUGUUGCUGAUAAAAUUAACAAUCCAAGCAUGGAUAAUAGCAGUGCACUUAGCUACUUCCACGCUCUGUGUCGUCAACCUAUUCCUGGCCCUCUUGUUGGUGGAAGUGCUGCAUCAAAGGAUGUGAAUAAAUGGCUUGAUGAUAUGAUUGGAGUAUAUGAAUCUUCUCUGACUGAAUUCCAGGGAGGGGAUGUUCAGAAGGUGCUUAUUUCGUUGUUGAAAAUACUGUGUCAACACUAUGGAAAACUCCGUUCACCCUUUGGGUCUGACCCAUCACAGGAGGGUAUAGAUGGCCCAGAUAUGGCAGUUACAAAACUGUUCUCAUCUUGUAAGAGCAGUGCUAAUAUGAAAGGGUACGGAGUCCAUUGCAUGAGGAAUCUUCCCUCGGAAAUCCAGAUUCAGGCUACUGCUCAGGAGGUUCAAAAUCUCCUGGUUUCUGGUAGAAGGAAAGAAGCCCUUCAGUAUGCACAGGAAGGUCAACUUUGGGGACCCGCGCUGAUCCUUGCUUUACAACUUGGUGAUAAGUUUUAUGCGGAUACUGUGAAGAAAAUGGCUCACUGCCAUUUUGUGUCUGGGUCACCUUUGAGGACAUUGUGCCUUCUUAUUGCUGGACAACCUGCAGAUGUUUUCAAUUCUGAGAACCCGGUCAACAGUGGUUCUUUAUAUACACCCCACCAGCCUGUAGAGGUUGCUCCUAAGGGUAUGCUGGAUGACUGGCAAGAGAAUUUGGCUAUUAUAACAGCAAACAGGACAAAAGGUGAUGACCUUGUAAUUACCCACCUUGGGGAUUGCCUUUGGAAAGAGAAGAAUGAGGUUGCAUCUGCUCACUCAUGCUAUUUAGUUGCUGAACUAAAUAUUGAUUCGUACUCUGAAAGUGCAAGGAUGUGCCUCAUUGGCGCAGACCACCUGAGGUGUCCACGCACAUUUGCCAGCCCUGAAGCCAUCCAGAGAACAGAGGUGUAUGAGUAUGCAAGGGUUCUUGGUAAUUCUCAGUAUAUACUCUUGCCAUUUCAACCAUACAAGCUGAUAUAUGCAUAUAUGCUCGCGGAGAUUGGGAAGGUUUCCGAUUCACUAAGGUAUUGUCAAGCAUCUCUGAAGGUGCUGAAGGCCUCUGGCCGCACACCUGAACUAGAAGCAUGGAAACAAUUGUUUUCAACCCUGGAGGAGCGGAUACGCACCCAUCAACAGGGUGGAUAUGCAACAAAUCUUGCCCCUGGAAAGAUUGUUGGGAAGCUUUUCACGUCACUUGAUAAAUCUUUGUCCCGAAUGAUGGGUACACAAUCUGCACCAAUGCCACCACUGCCACAGGGUGCCGCAAAUGAAAGAGAUGUCUAUUCUCCUCCUGAUACAAAAGUUGUAAAUAACCAGUCAGUGAUGUCCAUGUCACCUCUAAUGUCUUCUGCUUCAGAGCAGUCUAUGAGCGAAAUGGCAGGAAAUAGCGGCCCUGGCAGGGAAGUUGCACAUAACAGAAGUAUUUCUGAGCCAGACUUUGGCAAAACCCCACAAAAGCAGGCUGCUGGGUCAAGUAAGGCACAAAGCACAUCAGGUUCCGGAAGCUCUCGCUUUGGAUGGUUGGUGCAGAAGACAGUGGGGCUUGUUUCAAAAUCUCAUCGUCAGGCAAAGUUAGGGGAACAGAACAAGUUCUACUAUGAUGAGAAGCUGAAGCGGUGGGUGGAGGAAGGCGCUGAGGUCCCUGCCGAGGAGCCUCCAGUUCCCCCGCCUCCGACAAAAUCCUCAUUCCAGAACAGUAUUCCAGAGUCGAACUUGAAGGGUCCCCCGGUUGGUGGAGGUUAUACUGCUAAUGGAUUUGCUGAAGCUAAAGCUUUGAACACUUCGGAGCCUAGUUCAGGGAUGCCACCGAUACCACCCACCCAGAACCAAUUCUCAGCACGGGGAAGGAUGGGUGUAAGAUCAAGGUAUGUUGACACUUUCAACAAGGGUGGUGGUGGUGGUGCGAAUGCCUUUGGUGCAGCAACAAUGUAUAGCAAACCAGCUGCUCCAUCAAUGAGUUCACUGUCGGGUGCAAAAUUCUUUGUGCCAACUCCGGCUGCUGCUGCUUCAGAACAGGCAGCUGCUGACGCACCAACGGGUGCCCACAGUGAAACCACUCAACAGGCUGAACCCUCGUCCUCACCAGCCGUGGAGGCAGCAUUCAGUUCACUGGCACCACCAGUACCCAUGCAGUCAACCAUUCAGCGGUACCCAAGUGGGGACAACAUUCAGCGGUACCCAAGUAUGGACAACAUCGUGGCCCCCUCAGACAGCGCUGGCAGCUCGAUGUCAAGGUCAAGAGCAUCGUCAUGGAGUGGAGCGUAUCCGGAGCAGUUGGGCGGCACUGCUGUUUCCAGAUCACCCGAUGGACAGACCAUGCCGUCACCAAUGAUGCCUGGGAAAAGGCCUCCGCACAGCCGUUCCAGCAGCAACUCAUCGCUGCAGUUCAAUGGUUUGGGUGAGGAUCUUCACGAGGUGGAGCUCUGAUAUUUGACAGGAGGUGACACAGCCUUCACCGUGAAAUGUCUCUGCUUUAACCUUUUUGUCCGUUUUUGUAACUUAUAAUAGCUGUGGUGUCUAGAAAGGAAAGGAAAGGAAAGGGGAGAAAGAGUGGCAUCCCUUUUCGAUUUUUACAGGAGAAGCAAGCAUGUACAGAUAGUUCACUCGUUCGCCAGAUGCAAAAUGUAUCAAGGGAGAGAUGUAGGUUCAGGUAGCAAGCAAGUUGUAGAAAGGCUGACAAUACCUCCUCUUUUUUCUGUCCUUUUUUGUUCUUGUUUCUAUAGAAACGCUUCAAUUAGAACAACGAUUCAUUGUUAAGCUGGACGCUUGGGAAAACUCUGAUGAAUAAGGCCAUGUGGCUAGCAAGCUCAA
This is a messenger RNA of Panicum hallii, 6297 nucleotides long. Its product is annotated as protein transport protein SEC16A homolog. The transcript has 13 exons. Gene Ontology annotation, cellular component: ER to Golgi transport vesicle membrane; endoplasmic reticulum exit site. Gene Ontology annotation, biological process: Golgi organization; autophagy; COPII vesicle coat assembly. NCBI's taxonomy places the organism in Eukaryota, Viridiplantae, Streptophyta, Magnoliopsida, Poales, Poaceae. The record is from RefSeq and is a predicted model, not a curated record. Bases 238 to 5913 code for a protein of 1891 amino acids.